Messenger RNA from Porites evermanni, 993 nucleotides. NCBI's taxonomy places the organism in Eukaryota, Metazoa, Cnidaria, Anthozoa, Scleractinia, Poritidae. The record is from the annotation of a GenBank genome assembly.
GACGUGUGCGAAAGUCCUCCACUAACCUACAAAAUGUGUCCAUUGUGUGACGAAUCCCUUGGCUGUCACUUUGUCGAUCUACAUGACUCUUGUAUGCUUGGAAAGGUAGGCAAUUAACCUCUGCUGGUUAUGAUCUGCAAAUACAAUACAUCAAUGUAGUACGAUACAAUACAACACAAUACAAAACAAUGCAAUGCUAUGCAAUGCAAUGUUAUACAAUACCAAGUAUACUGCCUUGGGGCACACCAGAUGUAACACUGAACCAGUCAGAUGCUUGACCCUCAAUCACUACACGCUGUUUCCUUGACGUGAGAAAAUCCCUUAACCAAUUUAAAAUAUGAAACCAAUUUAAAAUCUAAAAUCACCGUCCUGUUAACCAUUUUUGUAUUUUUGUUCGAUUGUAUAUGUUAGCAUUAGUUCACUUGUAUCAGUUAUGUAUGGUUACGAACUGUGAUUAAAGAUUAGAGAAUACAAUGCAGUGCAAUCCAAUGCACUGCAAAGCAAUGAAAUGCAAUGCAGUGCAGUGCAAAACCAGUGAUACAAUACAAUACAAUGCAAAGCAAUGUAAUGCAAUAAAAUGGGCAGUCCAACAAAAUACAUCAUAAUGCAAUGUUAUACAAUACAUUAGAAUGUCGUACAAUACAAUGCAAUCCAACACAAUACAAUGCGCAACCAUGCAUUGCUGAAAUAGUGUUUAUUCAAUAAAUAAUGUACUUAACAAAAGGUAUACUUCUACCCAACUGUGUCUUUUGCAGAUUUCCUACUUAUUUGACAACGCAGCAACCGUCUUCUUUGCAGUUUUUGUCUCUUUCUGGGGUAAGAACUGAUUGUGUGAGAUAAUGUCUGCAUGCUGUAUAGAUCUAUUUAACUGCAUUGAUGGUUUUUAAAACUGCACUGUGUUUAAGUCCUUUUUGCUCAACCAAGACGUAAGAAAUAAAGUAUGUUUGUUGCACUAUAGCUGUGUUUUUCCUGGAGUUCUGGAAAAGAAAGGAA